Penicillium psychrosexuale is the source of this 4743-nucleotide messenger RNA. RefSeq names its product CORVET complex membrane-binding subunit VPS8. Bases 1 to 4743 code for a protein of 1580 amino acids. The record is from RefSeq and is a predicted model, not a curated record. Gene Ontology annotation, biological process: endosomal vesicle fusion; protein targeting to vacuole. NCBI's taxonomy places the organism in Eukaryota, Fungi, Ascomycota, Eurotiomycetes, Eurotiales, Aspergillaceae. Gene Ontology annotation, cellular component: late endosome; HOPS complex. The transcript has 4 exons. Gene Ontology annotation, molecular function: protein binding.
AUGAGCUCGAUGGCUGAGGGCAGUGAGGGUUGGUCGCGCGAAGACGAGCUUGACCUAGGCCACGAAGGCGAUCACCGACAACCCGACCAUGGUGCCCUCGAUCAAACAUUACCUUCCCCGCAGGAACCAGUGGAAGAGGAAUUGGACACGAUAGACGAAGCGGGGAACCACGAUUCCGAGAAAACAGCGGGACAUAAUGAUUUCAAUUUCCCAGAAACCCCUCCGCCGCGACACGCGGACUGGACCGCGUCAGGGAGCGCGGAUGGAACAGGGUCAAACCCCGACGAUUCCCCAUCGCUACAUGGCUCUCUUCAGUCCUCUCUGGAUAGCAGUGCUCUCGCGCUCCGCGGAUCUCCGCGAGUCAGCCCAAGCCCGGCCCGUCGCCCCUUUGACCUUCGCUUUCAGUCCCGAUUAUCUUCAUCGCCGCAAAGUUUAUCUAGAGCCGGCUCGCCAUUCCUAGCGCAUCUUCACUCCAGACAGUCUUCAAUAACCAGCCAGGUCUCCCCGACCCCAGAAACAGAAGCCGAACCGCUACAGGGGCCUUGGGAUGUGGUGCGAUGGACAAAGCUUCGGAAAAUCACUGGGCAAGCGUUUUCUGAAAUCGGGAAGCGCAAUUUCGGACGACCAACUUGCCUUGCAGUCUCCACGUCGAUUGUAAUAGGUACAUCCAAGGGUAUUAUUCUCGUGUUUGACUAUCAGCAAAGUCUGAAGACUAUUAUUGGAACGGGCACACCAGCUGUUGAAUGCGGUGCUGUUACAUCACUGGCACUUUCCGCCGAUCACUCUACCGUUGCAGGGGGCCAUGACUCUGGCGAUAUCUUUACCUGGGAGAUUUCGCGCUCGGCAAAGCCUUUCCUUCAUAUCCCGCCAAUUCCGGCCAAUCAAGUCGAGACUCGAAUAUCCGAUGGCCAUCUUUCAGGUUCUGCGGUCAUUCAUAUCGGCUUUCUCGGCACCAGGCGAACCGCGCUGGUCUCGGCUGACACACGGGGCAUGUCGUUCUCACACCUGGCAACAAGAGGGAUGGGUGCAGUGGGGAGAACAGUCAAGACGACUCGAAUUCUGGGUCGAUAUCCUCAGGCAACGACAGAUAUCAAGCGGCGUAAGCCUAGCUCUGUUCUUGCUUUCUCUCCUCUGCCACUGGGCAACGUAGAGCAAUCCACUGAUUCGUUGGGCCUCGUUGCUAUGCUGACACCCUAUCUUCUUGUUAUUGUGUCCACCACACCCGUGGCACAAACCCAACACAAAGCACCGAGACCAAAGGAAGUUCCCGCUCACAGUGCCAUGACUGGCGCCUUGGCAUGGUUUCCGGCAAUUCGACUGAAGGGCAAAGACACCCAAACUUCAAACACAAAACUUGUCUACUGCUGGUCAAAUGUGCUGACCGUGCUCGAAGUCUCAGAAGCCGAGUCAGACGAACCUGCAAACAAGGACAAACCCCCCAGUCUUGUCUUCAGAGCACGCAGCAGAUGGAGAGCAGAUGAAGCCAUUGUGGCUGUUCAGUGGCUCAGUCGCUCGGUACUCGCAGUCUUCACAAUAACGCAGCGGCUGCUAAUUAUCGAGGAUUAUUCCAUGCAUGUGACCGACUCGGUCGAUCUCGCCAACAGACAUAUAUAUCACACCGAUCUCUUCUCGUCACAACUCCAUUCACUGGUUGAACAGUUUGACGAAGAGGACGAGUCGAUGCACGGAGUGGUAGCAGAUGCAUUCCAUAUGAGUUUUCGUUCUUAUAAAGGGCGCUUGUUCUUGCUUGGUUAUAAUGAAGCCUUGGUAGGCAAUCUCUCAAAUUGGGCCGAUCGCUUGCUGGCGCUUAUGGAGGCUGGUGACUUCAUUGGGGCCAUUCGACUAGCAACCUCGUACUAUACGGGAGAGUCAGAAAAGCUGACGGUUGGGCUUCCUGAAGAGGAUGUUUUGAGACAGCCCAUUGUGCAAGAAAGGCUUUUGGAAAUGAUUUCCGCCUCCCUCAAGUAUGCUUUUGGUCGAAAUUACGAAGCAAGCAACGGCCGACUGGAGAACCAGCAGCUAGAGGAGCUAGCCGAUGUUUCUAUUGCGGCUUGUAUCUACAUGGCUGACGAAGAGUUCCUCUGGGAAGAAGUCUUCAACUGGUAUGAGGAGCAAGAUUCGGCGGGCAUUUUCCUGGAUGCACUCGAACCGCGCAUCAUUGAUGGGACUCUGCGAUCACUACCCCCGACCGCGGUUAAGGCCUUGAUCAACCAUUUCAUUGGAACUCACUCGACCGGUCGAUUGGAGGAGAUCAUCUGCCUUCUUGACACUACUACGAUGGACAUCGAUCAAGUCACAACGCUGUGUAAGCAGCACAAUCUUUACGACGCCUUUAUAUAUGUAUGGAACCGCUGUCUAAUGGAUUAUGUGGGUCCCCUAGAAGAGCUACUACAUCUGAUUCCCUCACAAUCCGAGCCCUUGGCCAACGGCGACUAUGUGAUUGAAAUGAGACGGCAGAACAAUGCGAUGAAAAUGUUCCCCUAUUUGUCAUUUAUCUUAACGGGUCGCAUCUAUCCCACCGGAGACGACAUGGAUGAGGCUGAAGCCAUGCGAGCCAAAACAGAUUUGUACCAAUUCCUCUUCUCGGGUCGUGCGUCCGGUACGGUACCUAGAGACACCAGCGGGGCAGACUCCUUCUCUCAACUUCGAGCCAUGCUCAAGUUUGACGCUUCCAGCUUCAUGAGCAUGCUCAAUGAAGCAUUCGAGGAUAGCUUCCUAAAUGAGCCUGAGAGCGAGGAUGUCUCCGCGUCCGGCAUGUUGAUCAAUCGACAGUACCUCAUCAGCAUUUUGCUGCAAGUCAUGACCGCCGAUUUUUUCACGCCUUUUGAUACCAUAUACCUUGAUAUGUUUGUUGCGCGCAAUCUGCCAAAAUAUCCACAGUAUAUCCUCCUUUCUGGCACAACCCUCCACCAGGUUCUGGUCCGUGUAUGCCAAUAUCCCGAUCAGGAAAUGGCAGACGAUUGCGAAUUGAGUGCAGAAUAUCUGCUGUCUUUUUACCACCCACCGGACAUGCAGAGCAUGAUUCCUCUAUUCAAGGAGGCACGAUUCUUCCGGAUUCUCAAGUCGGUCUACCGUCUAGAGAAGCAAUAUCCCCUGUUGGUCAUGACUUACCUAGAGGAUCCAAGUGAUCGCGAUGCUAUCUUCACCUGUCUGCAUGACUGCCUCCGUCCAGGCUCUGGGCUUGGAAAAAAACAGAGACGUGGUAUCGUGGAUGUAGUCAAGGAGCAUGCCCGGGAGAUCGCUUCGAUUGACGUGACGCACGCUGCACAGACGAUGCAAGACCUGGCCCCUGAAACACACUCUACGUUUUUGCGGGUUUUGCAAGAUGAUCCCCAGCAACAGUACCAGUACUUGCUGGUGCUCAUCGAGCCGCAGGCUCAGACCGCGGACACCCAAUCUUCACCCAAUAUUGAGAACUGGAUGAUCGAGCGAUAUGUGCAGCUCUUGUGCAAAUAUAACCCCUCUCAUGUGGCGGACUUCGUCGACGGAUUGCGAGUCGGUGACAUCCGCUUAGAUGAACUGCUCCCGUUUAUUGAGGAAAGCGGAGCUAUCGAUGCUGCCGUCAUUCUCCUCGCCCGACAGGGUAAAGUCCGCGAGGCCCUUGACCGUCUUGUCGCACACCUGAACACCCUCGAAUCCGGUCUGGUAGGCAUCCUCCAGAGCGUGCGCGAGAGCCCCGACUCAGCGACUACCGCCGAGGAAAUCGACGACCUCAUGGAGUCUCUGAACAAGUAUGCAGGUGUCGGAACGUGGCUCUGUCAGGGCCAAAGUAAGACAGUCAAGCAGUCGCGCACAAGCAGCGCCAACGGCAAACGCAACGCGCCAACUCUCGAUCAGCCUCUAACGUUUGAAGAACUCCUUUGGCUCGACCACAUUGAAGCCGUGCCCUCCCCCUCCCAACCAACCACAUCCCUCACCGGCGAAAGCGGCCGCCUAACAACCUCAUUCCGCACCCUCGUCCAGCAAGUCUUCACAGCUCUCCUAGCAAGCACAGUAAAAAGCAGCCCAGCCACAACCGAAAGAACAGACAUGUCCUUCUUACGCAUCCUGCGCGCAUUCCUGAGCCGCGCCGCAACCUGGUCGCCCUCGCUCCUCGAGCUGCGCGCCGUGCUAGCAUCCAUCUUUUCCGCCUACUCUUACGAGAAAUCCCUGCUGACCCUCGCAAACGGCAUGUUGGACCGCGACCUCUUCGUCCACGUCGACGAAGUCACCCGUCUACGCCAGCACGGCUGGCGGCCCCGUGGCCACAUCUGCGAGCUCUGCCGCCGUCGCAUCUGGGGCCCGAGUGUUGGUGACGCGCAUUGGUCCGCAUGGGAAGCGCGACGCGCCGAUGCCUAUUCCCACCGCAUCGCGAGACGCAAUGAGGAUAGCUAUGACCCGUCCGAGCGCGGGAAGGGCAAGGCUGCUGAUGUCGGAGUCGGCCAUCCGUCCCGUCUGGAUGCGGGGCGUGCGCAUGCGCAUACUCAUAGCGCUCGCGAUGGUGGUAUAUCCGAUGCGAAUGCUGACCAUGAUCGUGACCAUGAUCACGACCACGCCGAGGAUGGAGCUAGCUCUAGCACCGUGACUUCAGUCAUAGCCAGUACCCCAGAACCCAUUGUGGUUUUCGCCUGUCGACACCUCUACCACCGACGCUGCGUGCUGGACGCCGUCAGCGCGGGGGCCCGACCCGCUGAAACCGCGUUUCGGCGCGACCAUUUGCCCGACUGGUCAGGGGCCGAGCUGUUCUGCCCAGCCUGUACAUAG